Molecule: messenger RNA, 1810 nt
Organism: Phalacrocorax carbo (great cormorant)
Lineage: Eukaryota; Metazoa; Chordata; Aves; Suliformes; Phalacrocoracidae
Source: RefSeq, a predicted model, not a curated record
GAUCACAAUGGGCUCCAUCGCUGCAGCAAAUGCAGAAUUUUGUUUUGAUGUAUUCAAAGAGCUGAAAGUCCACCAUGCCAACGACAACAUCUUUUAUUCCCCCCUGAGCAUCAUUUCAGCCCUGGCCAUGGUCUAUCUGGGAGCGAGAGGUAACACUCAAUCUCAGAUAGAGAAGGCUCUUCAUUUUGAUAACAUUACAGGAGUUGGAGACACUAUUGACUCCCAGUGUGGCAUUUCUGAAUACAUCCGCAAUUCAUUCAAGGAUCUUGUCUCAGACAUCACUGUGCCAAAUGCUACAUACUCAUUCAAGAUUGCUGACAGACUCUAUAUUGAAAAAACAUACCCCAUUCUUCCGGAAUACUUAAAGUGUGCAAAGAAAUUCUAUGAAGCAGGGCUGGAAGAUGUUAACUUCAAAACAGCUACAGAGGAAGCAAGACAGCUCAUUAAUUCCUGGGUGGAGAAAGAGACAAGUGGACAGAUCCAAGACAUCCUUGAACCAGGCUCUGUUGAUCUCGACACUGUGCUGGUCCUUGUGAAUGCCAUUUUCUUCAAAGGCUUAUGGAAGACAGCGUUUAAAGAAGAACACACUCAGGAAUUUCCCUUCAGAGUGACAAAGGAAGAAAGCAGACCCGUGCAAAUGAUGUGUCAGAACAGUACCUUCAAAGUGGCAGCAGUGGCUGCAGAUAAAGUUAAGAUCCUGGAGCUUCCGUAUGCCAGCGGAGAGCUGAGCAUGUUGGUGCUGUUGCCUGAUGAUGUCUCUGGCCUGGAGCAGCUUGAGAACAAAAUCAGCUCUGAAAAACUUACUGAGUGGACCAGUCCUAAUGUGAUGGAAAAGAAGAGAGUGAAAGUCUACCUCCCGCGCAUGAAGAUUGAGGAAAAAUAUAACCUCACAUCUGUCUUAAUGGCCUUGGGCAUGACUGACCUGUUCAGUCCUUCAGCCAAUCUGACUGGCAUCUCUUCCACAGAGAGCCUGAAGAUAUCUGAGGCCGUCCAUGAGGUGUACAUGGAAGUCAAUGAAGAGGGAACUGAGAUAGCAGGUUCAGCUGAGGUGAUGGGAGACAUCAAGCAUUCCCCUGAGUUUGAAGAGUUUAGGGCUGACCACCCUUUCCUUUUCUUGAUUAAACACCAUCCAACCAACAGCAUCCUCUUCUUUGGUAGAUAUCGUUCCCCCUAGAGAAAGAAAGAGCUGGAAAUAAUGCUUCCCUUCCCCUCAGGAAUAGACCCCCUUUACCUUAACACUGUAGUUUAAUCUCAUCUCUUCAAUAUUUUCUCCAAGUCGAAAGCCUUCAAUAUCUAGGGAGAUAUUCCUGAAGAAGCAUGUGACUUUUCAGAUCUUUAGGUGCAGGUAUUUCUGUUCAUGCAACUUGUGUUCAGGACUUAUAUCCAGGAUUGAAUGAGAAUUUCAGGAGGUAGCUUAGGAAUAUUUCCCUUUGAAUUACUUGAGAGACAGAGCUAGUGUCUUGAUUUUUGUGAGAAAUCCUGCCAUUGCUAUUGAGAAACUGGUUUCUUUAUAGGAGUUCUGUGAAAUAAACGCAGCUUUCAGAAUAAUCCUGGUCCUUUCUCUUGAACAUGCUGGGCUACCCUCUUGGAAUUGAUGCUUGACAACUUGCAGAUGAAAUUCUAGACUUUCAGGAAUGCAUUUGAUCUUCUUUUUGGUGCACGUACUAUAAGGCUGUCUCUUGUUCUGAGGGAGCUUACAGAAAGCCUACAAUUUCUUCAUAAACCACCAUCUCCAAAUAGAACACCUUCCUGACUGAUAUAAUGUCCUGUCUUCAUUCCAGUGACAUAUCAUUGAUUUAUGAAUGUUAAU